This is a messenger RNA of Zonotrichia leucophrys gambelii, 5612 nucleotides long. RefSeq names its product Rho GTPase activating protein 35 (gene ARHGAP35). The record is from RefSeq and is a predicted model, not a curated record. Gene Ontology annotation, biological process: regulation of axonogenesis; regulation of cell size; Rho protein signal transduction. Bases 271 to 4791 code for a protein of 1506 amino acids. The transcript is spliced from 7 exons. NCBI's taxonomy places the organism in Eukaryota, Metazoa, Chordata, Aves, Passeriformes, Passerellidae. Gene Ontology annotation, molecular function: GTPase activator activity; GTPase activity; GTP binding. Gene Ontology annotation, cellular component: cytosol.
CGCCGCCCUCGCCCCGCCCGCCGCCGCCGCCCCGAGAGCGCGGACAUGGCGCUGCCGCCGCCUCCCGCCGCCCCCGGCCCGGCCCGAUGCCGCCGCCGCCGCGUCUGUUUCUCCGGACCCCUCCUCGGCUGCCGCGCUCCGACGCCCUCCAGCUCCUGAACCCUCCCCACCACCACCACCACCACCAGCACCACCACCACCACCAUGGUGCCACCACCCCUGUCCUGACCCCGUCCCCGUCCCCGUCAGGGCCACCACCAUGCUGCCGCCAUGAUGAUGGCCCGCAAGCAAGAUGGCCGCGUGCCCACCUACACCGUCAGCGUGGUGGGGCUGUCGGGCACCGAGAAGGAGAAAGGCCAAUGCGGCGUCGGCAAAUCUUGCCUUUGCAACCGCUUCGUCCGGCCCGGCGCCGACGACUUCCACUUGGAGCACACCUCGGUGCUCAGCACCAGUGACUUUGGAGGACGCGUGGUCAACAAUGACCACUUCCUCUACUGGGGCGAGGUGGCCCGAGCUUUGGAGGAGUGCGUGGAGUGCAGGAUCCACGUGGUGGAGCAGACGGAGUUCAUCGACGACCAAACCUUCCAACCUCAUCGCAGCACGGCCUUGCAACCCUACAUCAAACGGGCGGCGGCCACCAAGCUGGCGUCGGCCGAGAAGCUCAUGUACUUCUGCACCGACCAGCUGGGCUUGGAGCAGGACUUUGAGCAGAAGCAGAUGCCCGACGGCAAACUGCCGGUGGACGGCUUCUUGCUUUGCGUCGACGUCAGCCGCGGCAUGAACCGCAACUUCGACGAGCAGCUCAAGUUCGUCUCCAACCUCUACAACCAAGUGGCCAAGACCAAGAAACCCGCCGUGGUGGUGUUGACCAAAUGCGACGAGGGCGUCGAGCGUUACAUCCGCGACGCUCACGCCUUCGCGCUAGGCAAGAAGAACCUGCAGGUGGUGGAGACCUCGGCGCGUUCCAACGUCAACGUCGAGCUGGCUUUCGGCACUUUGGUGCAGCUGGUGGACAAGAGCAGAGGCAAGGCCAAGAUCAUCCCCUACUUCGAGGCCCUCAAGCAGCAGAGCCAGCAGAUCGCCGCCGCCAAGGACAAGUACGAGUGGCUCGUCGGCCGCAUCGUCAAGAGCCACCACGAGCUUUGGCCCAACGUCAGCCGCAAGAUGACGGCGGCGCCCGAGUACCAGGACUACGUCUACUUGGAGGGCACCCAGAAGGCCAAGAAGCUCUUCCUGCAGCACGUCCAGCGCCUCAAGCAGGAGCACAUCGAGCGGCGCCGCAAGGUCUACCUGGCCCUGCUGCCCCAAGCCUUGGACGCCCUGGUGCCCGAUCUGGACGAGAUCGACCGCUUGAGCCGCGCCAAGCUCGAGAAGCUCCUGGAGGCCAAGCCGGAUUUUCUCAAGUGGUUCGUGGUGUUGGAGGAGACGCCGUGGGACGCCACCAGCCACGUGGACGACGUGGACAACGAGCGCAUCCCCUUCGACCUCCUGGAGACGCCGGCGGCCGAGCAGCUCUACGAGGCGCACGUGGAGAAGCUGCGCAACGAGCGGAAGCGCGCCGAGAUGAGGAGGGCGUUCCGCGAGAACCUGGAGAGCUCGCCCUUCGUCACGCCCGGCAAGCCUUGGGAGGAGGCCAGGAGCUUCAUCAUGAACGAGGACUUCUACCUGUGGUUGGACGAGUCGGUCUACGUGGACAUCUACGGCAAGCACCAGAAGCAGCUGAUCGACAAAGCCAAGGAGGACUUCCAGGAGCUUCUCCUGGAGUACUCGGAGCUCUUCUACGAGCUGGAGUUGGACGCCAAACCCAGCAAGGAGAAGAUGGGCGUCAUCCAGGAGGUGCUGGGCGAGGAGCAGAGGUUCAAAGCUCUCCAGAAGCUCCAAGCGGAGCGCGACGCCCUCAUCCUCAAGCACAUCCACUUCGUCUACCACCCCACCAAGGAGACGUGUCCCAGCUGCGCCGCCUGCGCCGACGCGCGCGUGGAGCAGCUGCUGGGCUCGCGUUUCCUCCGCCACCACCGCAACAACCCCUCGGUGGACGCCAGCGUUGACCGCAUCAACCUGGUCAUCCUGGGCAAGGACGGCUUGGCGCGCGAGUUGGCCAACGAGAUCCGCGCGCUCUGCACCAACGACGACAAGUACGUCAUCGAGGGCAAGAUGUACGAGUUGGCCUUGAGGCCCAUCGAGGGCAACGUCCGCCUGCCGGUCAACGCCUUCCAAACGCCCACCUUCCAACCGCACGGCUGCCUCUGCCUCUACAACUCCAAGGAGUCCUUGUCCUACGUGGUGGAGAGCAUCGAGAAGAGCCGCGAAUCCGCCGUCGGUCGCCGCGACGGCCACUCGGCCCAGCUGCCCUUGACGCUCGUCUUGGUCAACAAACGCGGCGGCGGCGACGCCGGCGGCGAGACCUUGCAGAGCUUGAUCCAGCAAGGGCAGCAGAUCGCCAGCAAGCUGCAGUGCGUCUUCCUGGACCCGGCGUCGGCCGGCAUCGGUUACGGCCGUAACAUCAACGAGAAGCAGAUCGGCCAAGUCCUCAAAGGUUUGUUGGACGCCAAACGCAACCUCAACCUGGUGGUGGCCUCCAAGGAGGCGUCGGACGGCGCCGAGCUGCGCGUGGUGAUGUGUUUGAUGUGCGGCGACCCGGUGAGCGCCGACGAGGUUUUGGCGCCCAUCCUGCAGAGCCAAGCGUGCCGGCCGGCGCCGGGCGGCGGCGCCGCGGUGCUGCUGGAGACGCCGGUGGGGUCGCAGCGGAGGAAGGUGGAGUUGUCCUUGCUGUCCUACCACGCGUCGUUCGGCUCGAGGAAGAACCGGCUGGUGCACGGUUACGUCGUCUUCUACGCCGCCAAGCGCAAAGCGUCCUUGGCCACCUUGAGGGCCUUCCUGGCCGACGUUCAGGACAUCGUCCCCGUCCAGCUGGUGGCUUUGGCCGAAGGUUCCGCCGAGCUGCUGGACAACGACGUGAGCCGCGAGCAGCUGGCCGAGGGCGAGGAGAUCGCGCAGGAGAUCGAGGCCAGGUUCGCCGCUUGGCCGUGUGGAGGAGGAGGAGGAGGAGCUCAAAACAAGCUGGAGAUCUUCCAAGCCUUCUUCAAGGACGCCUUGGACAAGAAGAACCUGGUGGAGGCGGCGCACAUGUACGACAACGCGGCCGAGGCGUGCGGCGCCGGCGAGGACGUUUUCGGCUCGCCGCGCGCCGGAUCGCCGCUCUGCAACUCCAACCCGCCCGACUCCGAGGAGGACCCCGAAAUCCUGCCCGGCUACAGCCCCUUCCGCGAGGAACCUCCCGUGGUGGCCACCUUGCCCAAGGACCACUCCAAGCUCUCCAUGGAGCUGGAAGGCAACGACGGCCUCGGCUUCUUCUCGGUGGUGGGGACGUUCGAUGGGAAGCCCACCAAGAUCCCGCCGCCGGUUAAGCCGAAACCUCCGGUUCACUUUGACAUCAAAGGUGACCCGGGUUAUCUGGAGCAAAGCCACCGCGAUCUCCACCGGCGCUCGGUGUCCUCGUCGGCGUGGCCGCCUCCCGAUUGCUUCGACCCUUCCGACUACGCCGAGCCCAUGGACGCCGUGGCCAAACCGCGCAGCGACGAGGAGAACAUCUACUCGGUUCCUCACGACAGCACCCAAGGCAAGAUCAUCACCGUGAGGAACAUCAACAAGGCCGCCUCCAACGGCAGCGGCAACGGCUCCGACAGCGAGAUGGACACGAGCUCCUUGGAGCGCGCCCGGAAGCCGCCCGGCGCGGCCAAGCCGGCGCUGUACCGGGCGCGGUGCGCGCGGCUCGGACGAUUCGCCGCCUACCGGCCCGGGGUCACCGUGGGCAGCGACGAUGAGGCGGCGCCGGGAAGGAAGAAGGACGAGGAACCGGGCGGCCAUGGUGGCUACAAAGGGGACAACGCGGGGAUGGCGUACGAGGCGGGAGAUGGAGAGGAUCCGCGCAGGAGGAACAUCCUGAGGAGCCUCAGGAGGACCACCAAGAAGCCGAAGGCCAAGGCGCGCCCGUCGCUGUCCAAGGCGCCGUGGGAGAGCAGCUACUUCGGGGUGCCCCUGGCCAGCGUGGUCACCCCCGAGCGGCCGAUCCCGGUGUUCAUCGAGCGCUGCAUCCAGUACAUCGAGGCCACAGGGCUGAGCACGGAGGGGAUUUAUCGAGUCAGCGGCAACAAAUCGGAGAUGGAGAGUUUGCAGCGCCAGUUUGACCAGGACCACGGGCUGGACCUGGCCGAGAAGGAUUUCACCGUCAACGCCGUCGCCGGCGCCAUGAAAAGUUUCUUCUCGGAGCUGCCGGAGCCGCUGGUGCCCUACAGCGCCCAGCUGGAGCUGGUCGAGGCUCAUAAGAUCAAUGACCGGGAGCAGAAGCUGCUGGCGCUGCGGGAGGUGCUGAGGAAAUUCCCCCGCGAGAAUUACGAGGUUUUCAAAUACGUCAUCGCCCACCUCAACAGGGUCAGCCAACAACACCGCGUCAACCUGAUGACCAGCGAGAACCUCUCCAUCUGCUUCUGGCCCACCUUGAUGCGCCCGGACUUCAGCACCAUGGACGCCUUGACGGCCACCAGGACCUACCAGACAAUCAUCGAACUCUUCAUCCACCAGUGCCCCUUCUUCUUCUCCUCGCUGCGGCCGCCGCCGCCGGACACUCCGGGUUCUCCUGGUCCAGCUCCGGCCACCACCGUGGUCACCUCCAUGGUCACCACCACCAUGGUCACCUCCACCAUGGUCACCUCCACCAUGGCCACCACCGGCUCCUCCUUCCCGCCGCCGUUGUCGCCUCCUCGGACGCCGUCGCCGGAGCUGCUGGAGUGACCUCCAUGUGGAGAUGUCCACUUUGGGGGUUGGACCAUCCAUUUGGAGAUGUCCACUUGGGGUUGGACCAUCCAUUUGGAGAUGUCCACUUGGGGGUUGGACCAUCCAUUGGGGUUGGACCAUCCAUGUGGAGAUGUCCACUCUGGGUUGGACCAUCCAUUUGGAGAUGUCCACGUUGGGGUUGGACCAUCCAUUGGGGUUGGACCAUCCAUGUGGAGAUGUCCACUUGGGGGUUGGACCAUCCAUUUGGAGAUGUCCACUUUGGGGUUGGACCAUCCAUGUGGAGAUGUCCACGUGGGGGUUGGACCAUCCAUUUGGAGAUGUCCACUUGGGGGUUGGACCAUCCAUGUGGAGAUGUCCACUUGGGGUUGGACCAUCCAUUGGGGUUGGACCAUCCAUUUGGAGAUGUCCACUUUGGGGGUUGGACCAUCCAUUGGGGUUGGACCAUCCAUGUGGAGAUGUCCACUUGGGGUUGGACCAUCCAUUUGGAGAUGUCCACUUGGGGGUUGGACCAUCCAUUUGGAGAUGUCCACUCUGGGGUUGGACCAUCCAUUUGGAGAUGUCCACGUGGGGGUUGGACCAUCCAUUUGGAGAUGUCCACUUGGGGUUGGACCAUCCAUGUGGAGAUGUCCACUUGGGGUUGGACCUCUCUGGACGGACGGACGGACGGACGCGAUGGGGGAGGGGAUCAGAUGUUGUUGUUGGUGGGGAUUGGUUGUCCCAGACUUUGGCCAGGCCUGGACGGACGGACGGACGGACGGAUGGACAGAGAGGAGGGGCCUGGGAGGGGCGGUGAGGGGGGGCCUGGUGGUGGCCUGAGG